AUGACCUCAGAUCCCAACCGUCAAGAGAGUGUCCGGUCCGUUAACGACUUUUCAACGGCUAUGGCAUCACAACAAACCCCCCCUCCUGCGCAGAACGGCCAUGCACUAGUUCCUUCACAGCAGCAGCAGCAGCAGCAGCAACCCCCUAGUCCUUCACUGGGGGAACAGGACAAAGCAAGACUAAUCGAAGAGAUUCUGCUUUCAGAUGUUGGUGUGAAAACACUUCUUAAUAGACUCAAACAAAGCAUAACAGCCUGUAGAGAAUUUUCUGCAUUUAUUAAACGCCGUGCUUCCCUCGAGGAAGAGCAUGCCCAAGGUCUACGUAAGCUUUGUAGCCUCACGCACACUAAUAUCCGUAGACCCGAAUGUCGCCAAGGUACCUAUGCCCGCUCAUUCGAGGAGACCACCCGCAUCCAUGGCCGGAUGGCAGAAAAUGGCCUGCAGUUCAGUCUCGCCCUGCAACAAAUGUACGAAGAUCUUACAGAGCUGGGAAAUAACAUGGAUCGUGGCAAAAAACAUUGGAAACAGACUGGAUUGGCUUUUGAAAGGAAGGUUCAAGAUGCGGAAAUGCUUGUAGAAAAGGCAAAAAUUAAAUAUGAUACUGCAGCAGAGGAAUAUGAUCGUGCUAAAUCUGGAGACCGACGCGCUGGGAAGUCACCUUUUAGUAUAAGAGGAACCAAAAAAGGACCACAGCAUGAAGAGGAUUUAUAUCGCAAGGUCCAAAUUGCUGAUGGAGACUAUUCUGCUAGAGUACAGCAAGCAAGUGCAGCGCGUGCUGAGCUAAUAAGCUCUCUUCGUCCGUCGGCAGUGAGAAGCUUGCGGGAGAUGGUUGCCGAAUGUGACAGUGGGCUGACAGCGCAACUGCAGAGAUUUGCUCAAUUGAACGAGAAAUAUCUGCUUAGCAAUGGGUUGAGUGUUAGUCCCAUAAAAUCAGAGAAUCCAGAUGCCCGUAGCAUGCGUGAUGUUAUAUCUCUCAUCAACAAUGAAAAGGACUUUGAGAGUUAUAUUCUUGACCUCGCUGCCACAGUUCCACUAAGUUCUCGAAACCAGGAAGUCAAAUAUGAACGGCACCCUUCCCUAACCUCAUCAGGCCCCAACCCCAGUUCUGCACCUCCAAACCAGCCCAUGCAACAAGGAGCCCACCAACAAGCAUAUCAUCAUCAGCAAUCUCCUCAGCCAGUUCAUCAGCCAGUUCAUCAGCCAGUUCAUCAGCCAGUUCAUCAGUCACCCCAGCAACAAACUCACCAGCCCAACCACCAGCCAACUCGCAAUAUCUCUCCUGAUCGUGAUCAAAAGUCACAAAUUCCGCAGUCACAAGGAUUUGGCGCAGUUGUUCAAGCACCGGUCAUGUUCCCAUCACCCAAUUCCCAGCAGAUCUCGGUUCCAACACAGUACGCCGGUUCUCAUUUCACCGGCGUGGACUAUCCUAAAACUCGACCAGUAUUUGGGCAAUCCCUAGAGGCGCUGUCGGCGAGGGAUGAGAGUGUUGUCCCAAUCCUCGUCUACCAAUGUAUCCAAGCUGUUGAUCUCUAUGGCCUCGACGUGGAAGGAAUAUACCGUCUUAGCGGCGAGAAAAAGCAUGUCGAAAGACUCAAAUUGAUAUUCGACAACGAUCCCUCCUCAGUCGAUUUCCGCAAACAGGAAGAUUUCUUCGGUGAUGUCAAUUCUGUUGCGUCCAUACUCAAGCAAUUCUUCCGUGAUCUUCCAGAUCCAUUACUCACCAACCUUCUAUAUAAAGAAUUCAUCGCGGCCUCCAGAAUCGUCGAUGAUAUAACUCGAAGGGAUAGUCUUCAUGAGCUUAUCAACAGAUUACCAGACCCAAAUUAUGCGACGUUGCGAGCUGUAAUUCUGCACUUGAAUCGGGUGCAGAUGAAUUCUAAUGCGAACCGGAUGAAUAGUGGUAACUUGGCGAUUUGCUUUGGGCCAACUUUGAUGGGAAGUAAUCUUAGCCCUAAUAUUGCGGAUGCCGGAUGGCAAGUUCGAGUUGUUGAUACUAUCCUUCAGAACUGCUUUAGCAUUUUUGAUGACGAUUGA
Molecule: messenger RNA, 2034 nt
Organism: Morchella importuna
Lineage: Eukaryota; Fungi; Ascomycota; Pezizomycetes; Pezizales; Morchellaceae
Exons: 6
Coding region: 1-2034 (677 amino acids)
Biological process (GO): regulation of GTPase activity; signal transduction
Cellular component (GO): cytoplasm
Source: RefSeq, a predicted model, not a curated record